Molecule: messenger RNA, 951 nt
Organism: Megalobrama amblycephala (Wuchang bream)
Lineage: Eukaryota; Metazoa; Chordata; Actinopteri; Cypriniformes; Xenocyprididae
Gene: borcs7
Product: BLOC-1 related complex subunit 7
Exons: 5
Coding region: 62-373 (103 amino acids)
Cellular component (GO): BORC complex
Source: RefSeq, a predicted model, not a curated record
GACUGUGUCAUACGCGUUCACAUUUUAAAUUGUCCCUCUGCUGGUGCCGUAGUAAACAGUGAUGGCUUCCUCCGAGACACAGUCGCGUUUCGGCCAAUCUGUUAAAGGUUUAUUGUCUGAUAAAGUGACUUCUUGCAGUGGAGAUGUGAUCGCUCUGACCCGGCAAGUGUUGAAAGGAUCCCGGAGCCAAGAACUCCUCAGUCAGGCAGCGAGAAAUAUGGUAAUUCAAGAAGAUGCCAUUCUGCAUUCUGAAGAUAGUCUACGGAAAAUGUCUAUAAUAACGACCCACUUACAAUAUCAGCAAGAGGCCAUUCAAAAGAAUGUAGAGCACUCCAAAAACCUGCAGGACCAGCUGAGACACUUGAUGAAAUAAUGGAGCUCUUCUGACGUCACACUGUGGAUAUAGCUUACUCUAGUUUUUCAUUUAAUUUUUUUUAACAGUAGAUCACAUCAUUAUUUGUGACUGCAGAUGCAGAAAAGUGAAAAUGCAAAGGUCAUCCUCCUCCUCAUGCAAAUCAUGAAUAAGACCUUUAAGUGAAGGCUUUUCUAUGAGUCCAGUAUUGAUUUUUGUCUUUUUGAAAUGAUAGUGCAAUGUCAAAACAAUAUGAACUGUUUUUGUCUCAUCUUUUUAAGCAUAAAUUUGUGUAAGAACAUUUGCUUUUAGACUUUUAGAUCUUGCAUUCAUUGUACACCAGCUGUACAAAUUGUAUUUUCUUUUAUUUAUGUCUUGGUUUAUGGUCUUAUUAUGUUGUUUGUGCUAAACUUGAAUAUAUUUGUAUAAAAUGGCACAAAUAAUUGUUUCUGCACAUUUUGCUAAUUAUUUUUUGUGUGUAAGCUUGGAGCAACUUUAUUAAAUGUAUGUGGAAAACUAUGGCAAAUGGAUAAAAUGUGUCCUUUGUUGACAUUCAUGUACUGUAUAAUAAAGCUAUCUAGAAGAAUUUACAGAGCUAA